Molecule: messenger RNA, 3656 nt
Organism: Synchiropus splendidus (mandarinfish)
Lineage: Eukaryota; Metazoa; Chordata; Actinopteri; Syngnathiformes; Callionymidae
Product: sodium- and chloride-dependent taurine transporter-like
Exons: 14
Coding region: 252-2141 (629 amino acids)
Biological process (GO): sodium ion transmembrane transport; neurotransmitter transport; taurine transmembrane transport
Cellular component (GO): plasma membrane
Molecular function (GO): taurine:sodium symporter activity
Source: RefSeq, a predicted model, not a curated record
GUGUGUGUGUGUGUGUGUGUGUGUGGUCAGGGAGCUUUGAGAAGUGGAAAUUUACAGUCUCCCAUGUUGGUACCUGAGUUGUCCGUCACAGGGAGUGCGCGUCCAAUCUCUCCUUUGGAUUUAAUUGUCUUUAGCCAAGGGGCGGGGCCCACUGUCAGCUCCACUUUUUGUGACCCAGCGCGGCAUAAAGGCGUUCAGAACAGUGGAAUGGUGAUAGCGGCUCGAGAGGAACGACAUACACAGCCACAGCCAUGAAGGAAAUCAUGGCACAGAAAGAAAAGCUGCAAUGCCUAAAGGACUUCCACAAGGACACCUUAAAACCCUCGCCUGGGAAAAGCCCAGGUACGCGGCCUGAAGACGAAGCCGAGGGCAAAGCUCCGCAGAGGGAGAAGUGGGCCAGUAAGCUCGACUUUGUCCUGUCUGUGGCCGGAGGAUUUGUCGGAUUAGGAAAUGUUUGGCGUUUUCCUUAUCUUUGCUAUAAGAAUGGUGGAGGUGCGUUUCUCAUCCCUUACUUCAUCUUCCUGUUUGGAGGGGGCCUCCCAGUGUUCUUCUUGGAGGUGGCACUGGGUCAGUACACAUCAGAGGGAGGAAUCACCUGCUGGGCCAAGCUCUGCCCCAUCUUCACUGGUAUUGGCUAUGCUUCCAUCGUGAUCGUUUCCCUGCUGAACAUCUACUACAUCGUGAUUUUGGCAUGGGGGCUUUACUACCUGUUCCAGUGCUUCCAGCCAGAGCUCCCCUGGGCAAAAUGCAAGCAGCCAUGGAACACUGAAAACUGUGUGGAGGACACAGUCCGCAAGAACAAAACCCUCUGGCUGGCGGCCAACAUAACCAACUUUACCUCCCCUGUCACCGAGUUCUGGGAGCGGAACGUUCUGAGCAUCUCCACGGGGAUCGAGGAUGUCGGCCCCUUGAAGUGGGACCUGGCGCUCUGUCUGCUUGCCGUGUGGAUCAUCUGCUUCUUCUGCAUCUGGAAAGGAGUCAAGUCUACAGGGAAAGUUGUGUAUAUCACAGCAACGUUCCCAUUUGUGAUGCUGAUCGUGCUGCUGGUGCGCGGCGUGACCCUGCCAGGUGCCAGCGAGGGGAUCAAAUUUUACCUGUACCCCAACCUCACCCGCCUGCAGGACCCAGAGGUGUGGAUCGAUGCCGGAACCCAGAUUUUCUUCUCCUAUGCAAUUUGCCUGGGAGCCAUGACGUCUUUGGGAAGCUACAACAAAUACAAGUACAACUGCUACAGGGACUGUUUGCUGCUGGGAGGCCUCAACAGCGGUACCAGCUUUGUAUCUGGCUUCGCAAUAUUUUCCGUCCUGGGCUUCAUGGCACAAGAACAAGGGGUGGACAUUGCCGAUGUGGCAGAGUCAGGUCCUGGCUUGGCUUUCAUCGCCUACCCAAAAGCUGUGUCCAUGAUGCCGCUGCCAACCCUCUGGGCGAUCCUCUUCUUUAUCAUGCUGCUGCUUCUGGGUCUCGACAGCCAGUUCGUUGAAGUGGAAGGCCAGAUCACCUCCAUCGUGGAUCUGUACCCAGACCUUCUCAGGAAAGGUUACCGGCGAGAGAUCUUUAUAGCUGUGAUGUGUUUCAUAAGCUAUCUCUUGGGACUAGCCAUGGUAACCAAAGGUGGCAUGUACGUGUUUCAACUCUUUGACUACUAUGCAGCCAGUGGUGUGUGCCUUUUGUGGGUGGCAUUCUUCGAGUGCAUCGCUGUAGCCUGGGUUUAUGGAGUUGACAACUUCUAUGAUGCAGUGGAGGACAUGAUUGGCUACAGACCAAACCCAUGGAUGAAGUGGAGCUGGACCAUAAUCACUCCCGUCCUCUGCCUGGGCUGCUUUGUCUUCUCGCUGGUGAAGUAUAAGCCCUUGACCUACAACAAGGUGUAUGAGUACCCGGACUGGGCCAUCGGCGUAGGCUGGUGUUUGGCGCUGGCUUCCAUGAUAUGUAUCCCAAUGGUGAUGGUCAUCAAGAUCUUGCAGUCGGAGGGACCCCUGAUUGAGAGGAUCAAGGCGGUGGCGGCCCCGGCGAAGUCUGGUGUCAGCUCCCGGCCCAAGGAGUACAACUUAAAGGGCAGCGAGCUGAUGCAGCCGCUGGACCCCAACGGGAACAAUGGCUUGAACAAGCCACCCCACACCAUUGUAGAAACAAUGAUGUGAGCGCUCUCUGUGAGAGGAAUAUGAUUUGACGUGCUUUCCGUAUUAUUCAUAUGCUAACUUUAAUGACAGUAGGUUUACAAUGUCUGUUUUUUUCAUGGUAGACAAAAUAAUGGGAUUACGAUAAAAAAAAAAAAGAUAUAUUGUUGUCGUAAGUUUUGGCUCUGGUAAAUUGUAUUGUAUAUUUGCGAUCCUGUUGUUGGUGUUACAAUUGUUCCGGCUGUAGUUGACACUGAGCUCAGAUUAGGCUUCUUUAAUGUUUACUAACUUUCUGUUGAUCGCAGAGAGACCAGGAAGUUGCUCAUUUUGAGAAACGUCAUGUGUAAAGCUAAUCAAUAUCGACACAGGAGUUUUUAAACUUAUAACUUGUGAAGAUGAUGCACUAGAUUUGAAUUCAGUGUAAGAAGAGAAUGUUUUAGUACUGCAGGUAACUUAACUUUAACUGUACUCACACAAUAUUCUGAGAGCACUUAAAACGCCUUGAAAUACUUCCCUGUCUUGCCUGGCAUGUUAGCAUUGGUGCUAAGAGAGAAAGAAGUCGGGCCUUUGGUUUGUAGAGUAAAAGGCAUUAUGAUGGACAGCCCUCGUAACUAGUGAACAAAAAAAGAAGUUGACUACGUUAUGUAAAGUCACGUGCACACAGUACUUGUGUUUUUAUGAAUGUACUCAUGCUGGCAGCGGAAGCUGGCUGGCCACAUCACUGAACCAACUUGUUGAGCUCUUGGCUAAAAGAUAUGCAAAACUAAAUCAAAAACAAAAGGGGAAAAAAAGGAAAAUGACUAUGUUAAGAAAAAAAGGGACGUGUUAUCAUUAGAGUAUUUCUACAUUGCCUGAGUGACUACUAAAGUCAGUUGCAGUGCAUUUAAAAAAACUCUCUUUGCACUUUAUAUGUCAUAACACCUCGGUUACGUAGUUAUUGUCUCAUGCAACUGCAGUAAAACUUUAGAGAUAUUUUUACUAAACCAUAUCUGUCGUAGACAUAAAACAUUUCAGUCUGGUGUCCUUUCACCUCUUAGUUCAGGUUCAUGGACCGCCUUCAACUGCGACAGCAUCGCGCAAAGUGACAUAGGAAUCAAACAAUUCAAUAACAGACUAGUCUCUCAAAUCUGCUUAGCUGUAGUAUCAUAGAAAUUGAAUUGUUUUUACAUCACAUUUGCCUUUUGUAACAAUUUUAUACUUCAUCAUUCAACCACUAUCACUUAUAUUACUACUGAUAGCUAAGGACAGUUGUUUUGUAAAUAUUGAUCCUUGUGAUUUGGGAAUGUAUCAUGUGCACAAGCAAAUGUAAGCAUAUCAUAAUUGACAACUGGAUUUGAGAUGGAGCAAAACAUACUUUAAUUAAUUAAAAAUGCUAACAAAUUGUCCACAACACGAGCCACUACAGAACACCGUUGAUGUGUAACAGUCUUGUGCUACUCUCAAAUUUGAAGUGUACCAAAGUAUUUUUGUAACACUAUUGUCCCCUUUUAGAUGCACAUUGCAUCAUGUAGAUGGAAAAUAAAACAUAUUUUUCUUUUA